AUGGAUCAUGCCAUAAGGGAAUUUGCUGAUUCAUUGAAUAUUCAAUAUUUGGAAACCUCAGCAAAAAAUUCAACUAAUGUUGACGAAGUAUUUAAGAGCAUAGGUGAUGAGCUCAUAUUAACUACAUUAUCAGUACCAAUAAAGUCACCAAAUAUUGAUGAUAUAUCUCAUUGGGAUACAGCUGGUCAAGAACGUUUUCGAUCCAUUACAAGUUCUUAUUAUCGAGGUGCACAUGGCAUUAUUAUAGUCUUUGAUCUUACUGAUGCAGUACAUAAUCAGAAAUGA
Messenger RNA from Rotaria sp. Silwood1, 285 nucleotides. The record is from the annotation of a GenBank genome assembly. Lineage: Eukaryota; Metazoa; Rotifera; Eurotatoria; Philodinida; Philodinidae.